AUGUUCUGCACACCAGCUAAGAUCUUCGCCUGUGGGCCUCCGGGCGCUGGGCUGGCGACGAAGCUAAUCAACAACUACGUUGCCAUGACGUCCUUCAUCGGGCUGUGCGAGGGCAUGAACACUGGAAUUCGCUAUGGUCUUGACCCCAAAAUUCUGGGACAAAUCAUCAAUGUCUCUAGUGGGAUGAGCUGGAAUAGUCUGCAUAUGAAUCCCGUUGCUGGGGUCGUGGAGGGCGCGAGCUCGAACAGGGCAUUCGAGGGCGGGUUCCCGACCGAACUGGCGCAGGGCGUUAUGAGGCAGGCGAGAGACUUGAUGAGGCAGGUUGGAGGGAAUAGUGUGUUUGGGGAUCGAGUGGAGGGGGUGUUUGAGAGGGGUGUGGAGGAUGAGAGGUGUGCUGGGAAGGAGUGUAGGAGUGUUUGGAGGUUGUGGGAGGGGGAAGGGGAGGCACUGGAGGGCUUGACGGGUUGA
This is a messenger RNA of Cyphellophora attinorum, 468 nucleotides long. Its product is annotated as 3-hydroxyisobutyrate dehydrogenase, mitochondrial. The transcript has a single exon. Bases 1 to 468 code for a protein of 155 amino acids. Gene Ontology annotation, cellular component: mitochondrion. Lineage: Eukaryota; Fungi; Ascomycota; Eurotiomycetes; Chaetothyriales; Cyphellophoraceae. Gene Ontology annotation, molecular function: 3-hydroxyisobutyrate dehydrogenase activity; NAD binding. Gene Ontology annotation, biological process: L-valine catabolic process. The record is from RefSeq and is a predicted model, not a curated record.